AUGCCGCCAACCCGCUCGAUGCAGAUCUCCCAUGGCAAACCUACUCCUUCUCCGACCCACACACAUCUAGCUCCUCCGCCUCCUAAUCCCAGAAUCCCGUCUCCUAGUACAAAUAACGUAGAGCAGGCAGCUGGAGGCAUCACCUAUGGUACCGGAUGCGGUACAAACGCCUGGUGGAUGCCCAUCCGGGCAGUCUCAAACGCUAUUACCACCUCCAGGUCAAAGUCGGCAAGCUACAGUGGUGCAGAAGACGUAGACGAGCUGGAGGAAGGUUUUAGGGCUGAAGGUGGUCAAGAGAUAGCCCCAAACCCUCUUCCUCAGGAUCCAGAGGACGUAGAGAUGGUCCCUCUCUCGACUCGUCCACAGCUCCGGAAACUAGAUAGCCACGGGAGGCUGGUUUGGCCACACGAGUUAGAAGCCGUUCUUAUUGCCGGCCUUCGAAAGUAUCAUCCGACGACAUAUCGUCCACGCCCAUCUGCCUAUCGCAAUUUCAACAGGAACAAGCUAGUCUCUCAGUACAUCAAGUCUGUCACCGGUCUCGAGCGUACGCCAAAGCAAAUUGCAAGUCGAAUUCAGGUCCUUCGAGAGACUUGGAGAGAUACUAAGCAGUUUGCGCUCGUUGCUCAACCCCGCGAAUUGAGCGAUAUGGGCUAUUUGCCGCCUUUGGACGAUGGCAAAGCCACAAGCGUUCCCACCAAGUCGCACCCGGAUGUUCACGAGCUUCUGAGCACGGAAGUUGGCGAACCCAGCCCGGAUCCAGCGCGGAAAGGGCGUCAGACCAAGAAGAAGAAGCUGAAAGAUUCGAAUCCAGCAGCUGAUGACGCCGAGUCGACCACCCUUCCAACAAACCUGGACGCUUCACCCAAUGUCGGAAGCCUUUCAGCACGUCAUGUCAUCAAUCAACAGCAACUGCUCGCUCCGACCGCCCAUGUAACUCCCAAGGCGCACUUGGACAGUAGAGAAAGGCUCCUUCCCUCCAUGAUAUCCGAGGCUGACGACCAAACCCUUCGUGGUCCGACCCACCGUCAAGGAAUAUAUGUGGCAGACGAGACUGCCUCUCUUCUUCCCCUAACGAAGAAGACGAUACCAUGCAUUGUCAUGAUCAAUAGCCAGAGUCUCCCCGCUGGCCGCCUACCCGUCAUCGACCCAUCCGAUCUACGGGUUCUCGGAGAAGCUGUCCAAGUUCAAGAGCUACCAUCGUCACUACCAGACGCAGCAGUAGCUCAUUUACAGCAGCAGCUCGACAGAGGUCAAGAGGUCAAAACCAUUCUUGUUAUGGACGCCCUCCCUCGUUCGUAUGUUUCCUUCACAUCAAAAGGUACAUUCGUCGAAGUGGAGAACCGAAUCGAGAUUGAAAUCUCAUCGGCGUCGGUUCAGACGGCGAUAGACGCCUUUGGUGAAAGCAGUAUUCGGCAAUCGAAAUUGGGCAGCGGAUUUCAUAUCCUUCAGGAUUCCUUUAUGUAUACUCCCGAAUCUUCGAUGGGAACCAGGGUCGGAACCGACAUGGUCAAGAACGCCACCUUUGUCAAGACUGAGCUCAAGCCAUGCGCUGACGGGGAUAUCAAGCACCGAUUCUAUCUACGUCCACCAUCCGCAGCAUACGAUGCGAUGAAAGGUGCUGGUGAUUAUUGCAUCGUCGUUCAUAGCGUCUCUCUGCUUCGAAAGGCUGAUAGCCGUCAAAUCGACACUUUUGUUGUGAUAUGGCUCAUCCAAUCUGGUUCCGACAAGUCGACGAUGCGUCGCAGCAUUGUGUCGCUCAAACGCACAGAGCCCGAACCAACAAAGCCUACUCAUAUGGUGACAAGACGAUCCCGGCGCCGCCAGCCUUUUUCUCCGUACGAACGUGACGGAAGACUGCGUUCUUCAACUUCAGUCGCCCAUGCAGCUUAUGUGCAAGAGGACCCACCAUCCUCUGGACUCUUGCCGACUAUUGCUGAAACAGGAGCCCGUGUCGAGUCACCUGAGGUUUCUCUUUCCGAUAGAGAGGUCGCCACAGGUAAUGGAAAUCAAGAGCAGGAUCCCGCACCGAUGCCCUUGAUCAUCGACGGUCUCGACAGCGAACGUCCAAGUGCUUUAGGGGAAAAUACAGGUGUGGACAAGGAUCUCCAGGACGCUCCAAACGCUGCCAAACCCAUUGUUGAAAAAGCUACGCGGUCGGUGGUGUUACCCACUGUUUCACCUGCACCACCCUCCCAACUCCCUUCCACACGGCCUGAGAAGUAUACUCGUGCUCUUCACGUCAAUUAUGUGGAUGAGACGGUAACCAACUCUCCACCUACUCUCUGGGAGCGGACGCUGAGUGCAGCGGGAGUUCAACCCCAUCAAAUGGCGCCGCUACCAGCCGCCAUUCCUGCGGCGCUUGAGAAUAGAGCAGCAGCAGACCGGUCCCACUGGAUACCGUGCCGACAUGUGCGCUAUCUUCUUCAUGCACUGGCCCACCACACCUCCACGUCUCGACGACGCUCUUCGAUCCAUGCAACGCUACCAACUCCUUCAUCCGUAUCACCUUAUGUGGCUACACCGACUUCGGGUUAUCCGAAGGAAGGCGAGAGCCCAGGUGGACACGUCUAUGGAUGGCCCUCUCAAUCCAUACGUAGUGGACGCGAUUCGCUCAACGUCCAUCAUCCAACUUAUGUUGAGAACAAUGGCGCAUCAUAUGCGUGGGCUGCUAUGCCCCCAUAUAGCGUUCAAUUGACAAACCCACCCAUCAAUUACGCUCAGCCUCUAUAUUACGAGCCGCAUGGAGCCGAAGGUGUCGAGAAAAGAGAAACCACGGUCAUCCACCAGGCUGUUGAUGAUUCGUAUUCGACUACCCUAGUUCCUCAACAUGACUGGAGCUCGUCGUCCGAUGUCCCGGCACCUGCCGUCAAUGUAGAGCCCGACACCGAAUGCUCAUCACCUCAAAACACCGAGGCAUUCAACGAGUCCCGACGAUCGUCUGUCGCGUCAACCUGGAUGUUCACACCACAACACGCCCCUAGUCUUUACCAAUAUGCCCAACAACCCCAAUAUCGUGCGUUUGAAUCUCUUGGACAGCUUGUAGCCCUGUCACACACGUCACCUAUCGACGUCCAUGCACCCCAAUACUACCACCACCCAGGCAUUUUGCACCACGCAGUCAUCACUACGCCAGCUACGACCUCCACGGUGGACACUCAAGCUCCUGAUAAGAUUACUCCCGUACCUACUCCCAGCUACUCGGGACAAUAUUUGCCCUUGUACGCAGGCGCGGAGUACACCGUUCGGCAUUCCUAUCCUGAGGCACCACAUUAUGCGGAAAUGAACACAUACUAUCCCUCCAACUUGGCGACCUUGGAUGGGUAG
This is a messenger RNA of Serendipita indica DSM 11827, 3324 nucleotides long. The record is from the annotation of a GenBank genome assembly. NCBI's taxonomy places the organism in Eukaryota, Fungi, Basidiomycota, Agaricomycetes, Sebacinales, Serendipitaceae.